CAACAGGCUAUCCAAGAGCGACGCAAAUCAGCGCUUACUACACCCGACCCUUUCUUUGCACAGGUACCAGGACUGCGACGGUUGUCUGUCGCACCCACCACGCCCUCUGCUCAUAUCAACGCGAGCGAUGGGAACACACUACGGAAACUGCCCUCCCUGCUGGACUCUGCCGUCCGCACGGUCAGUGGACGCAGUGCAUCUCCCACUAAGUUGGGUGAGAGGAGUGUAUCGCCAACCAAAUUCGGGGGGAGAAGCACAUCACCGACGAAGUUCGGAGAGGGAAGCGCAUCUCCAACGAAAGCACCCACCCUCUCGCGUCCGGCAUCCCCUAUGAAGCUCUUCUCUUCCCCUACCAAACCGUUUGAAUCGCCUGCGAAGGCGUACACGCCAUUCGGGCGUCCUCCAUCGCCUUUGAAGGCACCACUGACGCCGCAUAGCGAAGAAGAUGAGGAGGACACGCGGAGUUUGUUGGAUCGGAUGAAGCGGACUGUGGAGGAGAUGAAACGGCGUAGGAGCGUGGGUCCAUUUGGGGAGGAUGAGCGGGAGGAUGAGGAUGGCGAGGAUGCAGAAGACACAGUGGGUGCUGAGCAGCGUAUGGAUGUUGAUGACAACGCAGAAGAAGACAUCGAUGGGGAACAACAAACAGGGGAAGAAGAAGAAAACAGUGAUAAAGAGAACGGCCUUGCAUCUGUGCUUCGAGAACCCGAAUCCUCUUCUCGCCCUGAACCUGAAGUCGAGAUGAGCGACCCAUCCGAGCACAUGCCUGCGCCUCUCUCGCCGACGCGUAUUGCGCUUGACCUUGACCUCGAGCUGGAGAGGACACCGCUGCCCCAGCUCACGCGACCCACCUCCCGCGCACAGCACAAGACCGCAACGUCGUUUUCUGGGCCGCAGACACCCGCUCUCGCGUCACUCAAGCAUCUCUUCCCCCCACCGGCGCCGGUGCCAAGUACGCCAGCGGUGAAGAGCAUGCGUACACUGUUCCGUGAGACUGGCAAGGGUGUCGGGAUGGGGAUGGGAGAGGAUGUGUUGGAGGGUGUCGGGGAAAUGAUGGUUACACCUGAAGGGUAUCGUGCGCGUGUAGAGGAUGUGGAUGAACGGGAGGGUGCGAAGGAAGGGAAGGAGCAAGCAAACAGGAUAGAGACGGAGGAGCAACGCAAACCAACGAGAACUACCUCCCGCAAGACCCCUGUUCCCGUUCCUGCCUCUGGACCUACUGCUACAGCAGCUCGUCGCCGCACGAGGACUACUACAGUCACGGGAGCUACUGCCUCCAAGGAUAGGGAGCCAUCUACUUCCAGGACUGUUUCGCGUGCGGAGAUAGUUCCUUCAAAAAGGGUGCCGGUGGCAUCUCUCAAACGCACAGAGAAAGAGAAAGAAAAGGCAAAAAUGCCAGAACCAGCACCAGAACCAGAGCAUGCGCCCGAACCAGAUGCAGAAGACGAAGCAGAAGCAGACGACGAAAUUAUGGAUAUCCUCCCUCAGCCUGCUGCACAAAAGAAACCUGCGAGAGCGCGUCUGCUUCGCGCACGCAAGGAGGUCGCUGCUGAGAACUCGGUAUGCAUCCUCACGACUCUAAGUCUUAUGGAUAGCUAUUAAUGAUAUUUUAUUUAGGAUGAAGAGCCCGCUGCUGCACCGAAGAUGCGAGAUGCCAGUACUGAGCCCAGGAUGCGUGCUGCUAGUACCGAGCCUAGGGCUCGUGUAACUACUACUACAAGAAAAGCGAAAACGGAUGUUGUAGAAACGGUACUU
Molecule: messenger RNA, 1752 nt
Organism: Suillus clintonianus
Lineage: Eukaryota; Fungi; Basidiomycota; Agaricomycetes; Boletales; Suillaceae
Exons: 1
Coding region: 331-1599 (422 amino acids)
Source: RefSeq, a predicted model, not a curated record